Messenger RNA from Corylus avellana, 992 nucleotides. RefSeq lists its product as uncharacterized. Lineage: Eukaryota; Viridiplantae; Streptophyta; Magnoliopsida; Fagales; Betulaceae. The record is from RefSeq and is a predicted model, not a curated record.
GACCCAUUAAAGCCCAAAUGUUCAAAGUUGGAGCUUUUAAUCCAAACCAAGGCAAACGCCAACCAACCCAUCUCUAACUCAGAGACUCUGUGCUCGUGGUGUUGCGAGCUGCGCUGCUGACACUAGCUAGCGAGCCAUGCCAGGCCCAGGACCGCACCUGAUGUACGCCAUGGGCUCGGGCCUGGCCCUCACGUCCGUCACCAACGGCCGCUUCAGUCCGCACCACACUCUCACCUACGCCGUCAACGCCUUCUUCGGCCCUGACAUCGGCUCCUUCUCCGAGUGGCUUGCCGCCACCCUCGGCUUCGGCCGAACCUUUGCCUCCGAUCUAGCCGAUGUCAUCCACCAUCCCUUUUACUACGUCCUGAUUCUUGGGCUCCCUCUGUGUUUUCUCUACUCUUGGGUCUCCAGGGUUUUGCUCAAAAAAGGGGUUCUCGAUUCAGUGUCUGGGGUGCCACUUACUAAGAAGCAAUGCUUAUUGUUGGUCUCAGCAGGUUCUUUAACGCACUUUUUCCUAGACCACUUGUUUGAGGAAAAUGGGCAUUCAACGAUGUAUAGUUGGAUAUUAAGCACUGGCUGGUGGGAGAGCCGAGCACCUAUCAAUCCAGAUGCUGUUGUUGUAGUUGGCUUCUUAUGCAUUUGCUUAAUUGGUGGCUUUAUUUACAUCAACAGAGUGAAGUCGUUAAAGUCCACCAGAAAACAAUCAUAUCAAUCAAUGAAACUUAUGCUGAUCAUAGCAAGCCUGUACUGCUUAUGGUGUGCUAGUCAAGUAUACUGGGCAAAUCCUCGUCGGCCGGCUGUUGGCGAAGAGGCUGACCUUGGAGUUCUUGUCUUUUUAGCCACUUAUUUUUUUCUCCCCCACUGUUUGUGUAUUAUGUCCAUGUACCCUAAAGAUCUUGAAAUAGAGCAACUUCCCCCUUGACAACAUUUGCAGUUGUUUCGAGCAUCAUUUGAUGCAUAUGAAGAGCUUCAACUCACUCUUGAUUUAUUCA